Messenger RNA from Fibroporia radiculosa, 900 nucleotides. RefSeq lists its product as uncharacterized. The transcript has a single exon. NCBI's taxonomy places the organism in Eukaryota, Fungi, Basidiomycota, Agaricomycetes, Polyporales, Fibroporiaceae. The record is from RefSeq and is a predicted model, not a curated record. The coding region runs from base 1 to 900 and encodes 299 amino acids.
AUGCCUGCCAAACGCAACACCCAUGCAAGAAAUAACAAUGCGACCUCUAACCCUGACCUGUGUCGUUGUCCUCUGGCUCCUAGGCGUAAUAAUUCUCCAACAACUGGUCCCCAGAGGGAGGCAACUCUCUAUCCUUCCCACCUCCAAACCCUAGAAGAGCGCUUCACAGCUGGAGUAAUAGAGAUGCCAGUUCCUAGGUGCCCCAUCUUGAGCUUCCCCUCUCAACAGGAGUCUGAUGACUCUUCCCUAGAGUUCCUUGAUGAAGGCGGUUUCCAUUAUCCAUUUCCCCCUUUUCUGCCAAACAUCACUUGCCAGCCCUUCCUCAUCCCAGGACCCUCUGACUCAUCCAACAGUGACGCCAUGGUCUUACACCAAUUCCCUGGACCCCUGGAAGUCCCUCAGGAAUCGGAAGCUACCACUGGAUCUUACCAUGUUGCUCCUGCACAGGUUUUUCCAUCCUCAUCGCCUAUGAAUAUCUCGUCCUCGCCCAAUCCUGACAGCCCCCUUGCCACGUCCACUGACUCACCCAGCAUGCCGCCUCUUGCUUUGGAUGUCUCCGACAAUGGUAGUCUCGACCAUGCUCCCAAUCUACGGCUACUAGCCAACACCAGUGAGUACAUUACAGUGACAGAAGGAUGUAGCAGUGAUCCCCAAGAGUUUGUAGUCUACAGCGACAACAUUAUCCAGCGGCCCUCCAAUGACAUCACCCGACAAUGGCGAUCCCUUCCAUUUGACACCUCUACUCCUGUUCAAGAUGUCGAUCCCUUGGAACACAUACUACCCUACUUCCCUGGAGCCUACGCUACCACCAUUACUAGGCCUCCUAUGGGUGUUCCCAUCGAUGGAAACCCUGCCUUUGGACUACGACGGGUAUCGACAACUGCAGCCGAUGUUCUCUGA